AUGAAUACACCAGUUAUUUCUUCGUGGUCAGUAUACCAUGCUCCUGCAGGAGAUUUUGAUGACAUGGCCGCGCCACCCUCACGUUUCCUUAACGUGUGUAGUGAUUUUGCAAUGACGCCGUCGUUUGGUACAUUCGGUCAAGAUCUUAAUAUAUUUGAUGACAGUGUUCAAAAACUUUCACAAUCUGAAACGAUGGUUUGCCAUGAAACGCAAAAAAAAGACGAUUACUAUGUCAACGCUGCGCACUUUGACAGCUUAGCACCUAAUAAUCCGAUUUUAAUCGUUAAUAACCCGACCGCUACUACAAUUCCUGCGCCGAGUCCCAUCGUUUCUUCUUACUCUCCUCAUACGUCAAAUGUCAGAAAAAAUCCUUUGAUGACUACACCGACAGUUGUAUCAAUCCACUCCCCUACUCCAAGUUUGGUAACUGAUGAUGACCAAGAUCAUCAUCAUCAAGAAGUUUUAUGUCGAGAUAUCCAAAAACAUGCUCAGAAUGAAUUAGUAUUUCAAUCUCGAUCUCCAAGAACUGUUCAAAAUGGUCACAAAAAUGAUAAAAAUGGGUUAAACGGUCAAGAAUCGCUUAAACAUCCAUCUCCGAAUGACAUUUAUGGCAUUUCUACAAAGAAGCUUGGCGAGCAUUUAUCACCGGUUAAAUCAGACGACGCUAGUGCUGUCGAUGAACUGAACUCCACUCAACCCACACCGCCUCCCUCCCAUCAAACAACACCGACUCAGAAAAAACGUCGUGUUAAUAAAAAAACUGCUAUGAAUAUUACUGUAGUUCAAAAUACGACAAAUAAUACGUUAACCUCACCAAUUGAGGAGCCAACCAUGUCUCAA
This is a messenger RNA of Racocetra persica, 840 nucleotides long. The record is from the annotation of a GenBank genome assembly. Lineage: Eukaryota; Fungi; Glomeromycota; Glomeromycetes; Diversisporales; Gigasporaceae.